Molecule: messenger RNA, 108 nt
Organism: Trifolium medium
Lineage: Eukaryota; Viridiplantae; Streptophyta; Magnoliopsida; Fabales; Fabaceae
Source: the annotation of a GenBank genome assembly
GGGGUCCUUGAUGAAGAAGUCUACAUUGAGCAACCACAAGGCUACGAAGUCAAGGGAGAAGAAAAAAAGGUCUUGAAGCUAAAGAAGGCACUCUACGGGUUGAAAUAA